GUUUAAAAAACUCACUCCAAGUCUUCAUUUUUCAUCCAAUCGCUCAUUCAUUUGAUUAAAAUUUGUUUUUAUCGUUGAUUUGAAAUUAAAUAAGUUUUUAAUGUUUAUAUAACCUUCAAAUGGAAAUUAAACUUUAUUUUAGAGUUAUUUUAGAAAUUUUUUUAUUAAACACUUUAUUUUGAAACUUUUAAUUUUGUUAUAACAAUAAUGAGUGAUAACAAGACUUACCUGGGAUUUGAUUUCAGUACUCAACAGCUGAAGGCAUUGGCAGUGAACGAGAGUUUGCAUGUUAUACACGAGUCUUGCGUUCAUUUCGACACCGAUUUGCCUGAAUUCAGAACUCAUGGGGGAGUGAAUCAAAACCCAGACCAACACACGGCGACGGCCCCACCCGUCAUGUGGGUUAAGGCAUUGGAUCUGGUGUUAGAGAGGCUGAAGAUUGAUGGUAUCGAUUACAGUACAGUUGUGUCCAUAUCUGGUUCGGGUCAACAACACGGAAGUGUCUACUGGAAGAGAGGGGCCAUCCAUACGCUCAAGAGCUUAAACGCCAAUAACUUUCUGCACAACCAAUUGUCUCAGUGUUUCUCGUGUCGCGAUUCGCCGGUUUGGAUGGACUCGAGUACAACACAACAG
Molecule: messenger RNA, 633 nt
Organism: Medioppia subpectinata
Lineage: Eukaryota; Metazoa; Arthropoda; Arachnida; Sarcoptiformes; Oppiidae
Source: the annotation of a GenBank genome assembly